Molecule: messenger RNA, 564 nt
Organism: Histoplasma mississippiense
Lineage: Eukaryota; Fungi; Ascomycota; Eurotiomycetes; Onygenales; Ajellomycetaceae
Exons: 3
Coding region: 1-564 (187 amino acids)
Biological process (GO): mitochondrial electron transport, succinate to ubiquinone; tricarboxylic acid cycle
Cellular component (GO): membrane
Molecular function (GO): succinate dehydrogenase activity; electron transfer activity
Source: RefSeq, a predicted model, not a curated record
AUGCUACCCCAGAGGGUUGCCCAGCAGUCGGUGCGACGGCUUGUUUCACACAACCCUUCGCAAAUAAGAACUGCAGUUUCGAAGAUUGCUCGUCCUGUGGCUAUUGCGACUGGCAACCAUAUCCAGACCAGAUACACCGCCUCGGCCGCAAACCAAGAUCCAACCUCACUCCUCCCCCAGCAGCGUCUCAACCGCCCUGUCUCCCCGCAUCUCAGCAUUUACCGGCCCCAGAUAACCUGGAUCCUCUCCUCCACGAACCGCAUCACAGGUGUCGUUUUGUCUGGCGGCCUGUACAUCUUCGCCUCCGCAUAUCUCGUCGCCCCACUUCUGGGGUGGCAUCUAGAAUCCGCAUCGAUAGCAGCGGCAUUUGCCGGCUUGCCGCUGGCUGCUAAAUUUUGCCUCAAGUUCGCCGCUGCGUUACCGUUCACGUUCCACUCAUUCAAUGGGUGCAGACAUCUUGUUUGGGAUAUGGGGAAACAGUUCACUAAUAAGCAAAUUAUUGUUACCGGGUGGACGGUUGUUGGGUUGACUGUGAGCAGUGCGCUUGCGUUGGCUUUUCUGUAA